Molecule: messenger RNA, 5929 nt
Organism: Mustela erminea (ermine)
Lineage: Eukaryota; Metazoa; Chordata; Mammalia; Carnivora; Mustelidae
Exons: 9
Coding region: 680-1384 (234 amino acids)
Source: RefSeq, a predicted model, not a curated record
AACCCCACCCAGCCAGCCCCUAGCGCAGACGGCGGAGAGCGGAGAUGGAGCGCGCCUUGGCCCGCUGGCCUCGGCUGCAGCUCCUCGGGAGAACCGGGGCGCCCACGCGAGAAUCUCCCCACCUGGGUCUCUUCAGGGAUGACAUCACCUGUUCACCUCCUUGUCUUCAAGGACCACCUCCCGAUGCUACGCUGCUGCCAAGGUGCUCGCUGAUCACCUCCCCCUGAUGAGGCCACUAGGAGCUCGGACCCCUGGAUGGCACCAGCGUACAAAGCAGCCACUGGCAGAGACCACCCCCCCCAUGCCCACACCGCCAGACGAGGAUGACUGAGGAUGAAGAGGACCAGAACCGACCAGCCAGUUCUUCCCUCUUGGCCGAAUGUUUAAACCAAUGCCCUAGUGAGGGGGCAUUGGUCAUUAACCCCUGACCUUUGCUAUGCUUAUGCCUUGAUGCUAUGAAUACUUUUCUAUAAGUCUUUACUUGUGUUCACUUGCCAGCGACCUGGAGUGUUUCCCUCCCCAAGGAGUUGUCAGUCUUUCUCCGAUGACAACCCCAUUGUUGCCUGUAUGAUGUCCUGAAUGGAAGGAUCCCUUUGGGAACUUCUCAGGAGGGGGACCUGGGCCAAGGGCUCGACCAGCAUCUCACUGGCAAUUCCAAGGCCCAGGGUGGGCUUCUGGAAUGAGCAUGUGCCCUGACGCCUGGCUACCGAACUGCCAAGGGCCUCCCCGCCUCUCCCCACCUCUUCUCAGAUCUCCCUGUUCAUUCUGGGGAGUGGGGACAAGAAGAGCAGCCUCCCAGGGUUGUUCGCUCCAGGCAGCCCCUGUCCGCGGGGCUCUCCUUGAAGCAGCCGAGCUUCUCGAAAGGCCUGUCCACACUUGUUGUCUUCCUUCCUCACCUCCAAUUUCCUCUUCAACCCACUGCUUCCUGACUUGUUCUGCUCCGCCGAACGACCCUACCUCAGGCCCCUCGUCUCGUCCCACUGGGUGUUCGCCACAGCCUGCCCCUGGGAGGCCUGGGCUCUGCUUGCUCCAGGCCUCCCGGCCGGUGUGGGGGCUCCCGGCUGGGCCGUCGCUGCUUCACCUCUUCGUGUCCUUGCUCAUGUCCACGAGCCGCCUCCUUCCACCGAAAACCAUGCAGCAGCCCUGUCCCCGGCACACCGGCUGGGCCGGCCGAAGACCCCGAUGGAAGAGGCCAGAACAGCCCCCAGAGGACCGCCGCUCUGUACCAGGGAGCCCGCUGAGCUGCCUGUCGCCAGUCCCGUGCCUCUCCACUUGCACCCGCGUUGGGCUGAAGACCCCAUCCGGAAUCCUCCACGGAAGGAGAGACCUUCACGCGCCACCCAGCACCCUCCGGCGUUCAAAUCUUUCUCCUGCUAGACUGUGAGCCCCUGAAGGGCGAGGAGCUUGCCAGAUUGAUCUUUGUACCCCCAGUGCCCGCCAUGGUGUGGAUGCCGCGUGGUGGACGGAUGGGCGAAAGCGUGAGUGCUGAAUGUGACUGGCUUUUCUGGGGUCGGGCUGCUCGAGUGAAAGGCCGGAGAGUUUGUGUGGGUGUUGACGGAUUUCCGAGGGCCUAGAGCAUUUUACAAUGUCCAGCAAUGUAUUAGCAUUUUGUUAAGAUAUUGCUAGUUUCUCUCUGUUAAACAGUGCUUUUCUGUCAUUUUAACUUGCAUUGCUUUGAUUACUAAUGAAGGUUGAGCAUUUUCACGUAUCCUUGUUAACCAAUUGUAUUUUCUCUUCUGUGAACUGUUUGUCCAAGUCCAUUGGGUCAUGGCUUUCUGGUGAGACUGGCCAAGGACGGAAUGGGAGGGGCUGUAGUGAGCCCUCUGUCACUGCAGGCAUUCAGGGGGCAGGCUGGGCAGACCCUUGAUGGGGGUAGUUUAAAGGGGAUUCACAUAGCAGGUGUGGGGUGGGUCUAGAUGGUCUUGGAAGGAUGCUUCUUCCUGGAGAUGGGGGGUGGGGACAUUUUCCAUUUGGCAGCCUGACAACAUUUAAGAUCGCAUCCCCUGGGUGGGUUCAUGCAUUUAUGACUUACAAACUAUACCGCACCCUCUGGAACUCUCAUGGGACAGGAAUAGCUCUUUGAUCCUCCGAGGUCCAGAGAACCAUGCCCAGCAUCUCAGGCCAUGAGCUGGUGACUUCCCACCAGCCCUGACACCCAGCCCUGUUUCCUGUUGAGGGAGUCAGCCCCCUGGACCGUCAUUUACCCCCUCGUAGGCAAUCAGGAGAGGCCAUCUGCUGUCCUUAGCAUUCCCAGUGUCCUGUGAUGUGUCAGCAAAUGCCCCUGAGUCCUUAGACGGAUGGGACAUACUGGAUCGGGAUUGGUGGAGAACCCUUCAGGUUUUCUUCAAUGGGGCGAUUAAAUUCUGUGAUCCAAGGAGCAGGUUGGACCCCAUAGUCUUCUUGGGUUUCCGCUCGUGCCCCACCACAAACUAACCUGGGCUCAAAGGCCAUCGAGACCAUUUGGGGAGGGUAUGUCACCCACGGAGGGCUUGCCCUCCCUUCCAGAACGUGCCCUGCUGCUUCCUACCGAGCCCUCUACUACAGCACUGAGCGCUGUUUGCCUGCGUCAGAAUGAGUCACGCACCUGUCUGUCCCAGCGUCGAGGCUUGGGAGGCCAGCGGUGACUGCCAGCGUUGAUUUAACCCAUCCGUCCAUUCAUCUGCGCACUUGGCCUCCAUUUCUUGACCUGGUGCUUGGGCCUCUCCCUUCCCUGAAAGCAAGCCUUUUCAUCUUGGGCGGGCUGUGCAGCGCCAUGGGCUGUGGUCAUGAAGCGAAACACCCUUAUGAGAGCUUUCUCCUCCGGGGUCUCUGCUCUAAGCACGUCCCAGCUGGACUCAUCUGCCACCGUCACCCACACGGCUUUCUGUCCCCAUGGCGCUUUCCCAGGCAUCACCCACCGCGGCGGAUCCGGGGCCGGGGUCCGAGAGGGCCCCCCGCCGGUGAGCGGAAGAGUCCUCCCCGGGCCGCCCUGCCUGGUGCAUGGUCCCUGCCAGGAGCUUUGCUUUCAGCCUGCCUGCUUCUCCGCCAGGUGGCAGUGGUUGUAACUCAUGUAACUCACGCUUCAUUCCUUCAUCACCUCAUUCCUUCACAGUCUGCACCCCAUUCUCUCAAGUUAGCCGGUGCUGUACUGGAGCCGGCUCCCAGGGGCUCAUCCCGAUGAUCUUCUGGAAGAAAAGACGAGCCCGUCGGCAAGGGGCCGCGUCUUUGUGUCAGCACAAGGCUUGACCCUGGGCUCAGCUCCCCCAACUUCAAGACCCAAGUUCCAUGGGAAGCUUGAUUGCCCUCCCUGACUCUGUUCCUUCCAAAACUAGGUGGAUUGGUAAUCAGCAAAGUGUGUCCCCAGGUGUUCAGAAAUCAUAACCUGUGUCCUUAAGAGGCCGGAGUGACGGCCAGGGGGUCUGAGAUGGACGGCUGCUUCUGGCUGUGAGCUGGCUUUUAAGUCAUUAAGAACCCUGGUCUUGCCCGGUGGUGAUCCUAGAGCCAUUCCUGUCCCAUUCGAAAGUAGUUCAUGGUGGGUUCUAUUUAGAGAAAAUUGGGAGAGAUGAUUGCACACAGAGGUGACCGGGUUCAUGCCCCGUGCGGGGGUCUGCUUGGAAUGAUCUGUUGGCAGACCUGGGCAUCCAACACACGCGGUGCUUCGCAAACCUGGACAUGGCCCUGAGUGUUGACGCGGGUCCCAGGCUGGGGGGGACCCCAGCCCCCUUUAGCUCACUGCUGCCCGUAGGGAACAAGGCAGAAGUCUUGGGGCCUCUGCUUAGAAUUCUGCGGUUUAUUCAUUGCAUUGGAGAGAGGGCGUAGUAGGCAAAGCCAGGACCCCGGAGCUGGACAAACGUGUGUGGUUUAAACUGACCGUGACAACUUGAGUCUGUCUUCUGGGGGGACAAUGGCACCCACCUCGCAGGGCUGUUGUGAGGAUUCUUGUAACCAAGGCUUUGAACUGGGAUUCUGACCAGGCGGUGUGCGUGCCCCCGGGGGGCUGCUGGGGGUGGAUGGCAGGCCGAGGAGGGGGUAGCCUGACUCAGCAGGUUAGCGGGAAAUCGCUCUGCCAGAUGGACAGCGGGCAUCGUGGGAUGGGGUGCUACGUUGGCGUGACGUCGUGGGUUAGACAGAAGUCAUUGUGGCAGGGACCUUUAUGUCAGGGGGAUGGGGGCCUCUUUGGGCAACACCCUUGCCCCCCUGGGGUACGCGUUCACGCUCGCCUCUGUAAAAGGUUGGAAGCACCCACUGGGUCUAGCCUACCGCUGCGUCUGGCCUGUGGGCGGCACUUAACACACAUCCCUCCUUCCGUAAGAGAUCUCUCCUUAGCAGGGCCUGCCUCCCCGCCCCGCCUGGCUACCGCCCACCGAAAUAUUAGGUACCGGCCAUCAAAGACACUGCAACGUCCCCUCUCUCAUUUACCAACAUUUGGGCUCAAAUGCCAGCAGCCCGGGUGCCUAACACAGUACCAAGCCAGUGGUAGGGGUCACCUUCCAUUUUUGUUGACUGGACGCAUGGGUGAAUGGCCAAACCACAAACUGUAACCAAACGCCAGCGGCAGAUGUUAAAACCCUUCCUAAGAGCUUUUAUUUCACUCCUGAUUAACCUGUUAACAAUUGUUGUAUUGUAUCUUACGGACUUCUGUAUGACGUGUGUUGUCAGAAAAGCAGGAUUCUCGUUUGGGGUGCUGUGUGAUGAAACUUCAGCUGUCUGUGUUCUGUGUUAGAAAUUAGAACCUGGCAGACCCCCACGCGGUGGGGGGGGGGCACCUAGCGAACUGGGCAGUGCUGAGCGAGUCACUUCUCCUCUCUGACCCUCGGUCUCCUUUUCUCUGCUGGGUCACCAGAAAGCUCCUUCCACUGGGUGGUUGUGAGGCCAGGGGCUAGGUCCAUUCCAACAGAGCUGAUCCAACUCUGGCUCUCAUUGGGAAUGGUCAAAUGCUGAGGGUUGUCUGGAAAGUUCCGAACCUUUGCUGGUUGUGUUUCAGCAGUCAAAGGAACGUGUAAGACAGAGGCUGAGCGGUCUGGUCUGCAAGCAGUUAGCGAGCUGGCCCAGGGUGAAUACUGGUUUGAUGAAUGAGUGACGGCUUUUUUCCUGCCUUGGAGCCUCCCCCUCGUCCCACUUUCCAUCCUGGCUGCGGCUUCUCACAUGGAGGUUGUUGCUGCCUGGGGAGGACUGCUUGGGGCUUUGCUGUACCUGUCGACUCCAUGUCUGGGGCGGCUUCUGCAGACGUCUGUGUGUGCCCAAGGUCGAGUCUGCCAGGCAGGAAGAGGGACAUCUUCUUCUGCCCUGCAGGGGAAAGGCUUGUGUUCCUUAUUUCCUCACCCCCCCCCUUCCCUCUUUCUCUGGCCGGAAGAUGGAGAAGUCAGUCUGCAGUCUGGUCUGGGGGCGGGGCUGUCAGCCGCGCCACCCCACAAGCUUCCCGCUUGACUGGGGUGUGGGCCCAGUUUCUGGAUGAGGGAGCUGAGAUCAGAGACAGCGGGGGAUCAGAGCCAGGCUGAACGGUGCCCUUUGACCCUGGCAGCCAAGCUCUCCCAGUGACUGAGGCCAGCCUCUGCUGGCCCGCGUGUUCUUGCCCCCUGGCAGGGGUCAAUUGUGUUCCAGAGCUCGGUUGGCUCCAAGUGGGACUUGGAAGCUUGGCUGCAUUAAAUGAGGUAUUAGGAGUCAUUUGGGGGUGGAGGGUUUUCUCAGGAGACCCCUGAGUUUCUCGCCUGGUCCUUGUCUCCUGCAUGAGGGGAGCAGUGUUCUGCCGCCCCGGGUGGGUUGGAGUUCUGCACCCCAGCCUCUCUCCUGCCCCGCCCUCCCCCAGCAGAAGCCUCCCUGGCCCCCCCUCUUUCUGCCUCCUGCUUGCACAGCCUCGGUGGGCAGGACCUGGCCAUUCUUGAUGGCCAUCGCAGCUGGCCACCGGGCCACUUCUGUUAGCGUUUUUUUUUAAGAUUUUAUUUAUUUAUUU